AUGAUGGCCGAGGUGGAGAAGGAUGAGGAGAUUACGGGCAUCACGGCCGCGAUGACGGCGGCUUUGAAUGAGUUUCGCGCCAGUCUGCGGCCUCCCGAGGACUACGACGAGGCACGCGAGAAUAUUCCUUAUGUGGACACGGAUGACUACGCCGACUUCUCACCCAUUGAGUCACUUUUUGACGAUCGUCUGGCGUUGGUGUGGGAACUUGUGUCGGGGGAUGGAGAUGGUGCAGCGGGUGAAAGAGCAGUGCGGCACCGCCGCGCGAUGUUAAUGCUGCUUGUUUUGACUGUGAAUCUUGGAAGACUGGCGGAGUUUGCAGGGGCGGGGGCGGAGGUCGUCGAGGAAACUGAGGAGCUGAAGGAGAACGUAACGUCAGUAUGGCAGCAGCUAUUGUACUCGGACUGUGGACUCACACCGCCAGAAAAGCUGGAGUGGAAGGAGGUUGUACAAACAUUUUUGGGGGCGCCGUAUGACACACCGGCAUGA
Messenger RNA from Trypanosoma cruzi, 489 nucleotides. RefSeq lists its product as uncharacterized. Bases 1 to 489 code for a protein of 162 amino acids. The record is from RefSeq and is a predicted model, not a curated record. Lineage: Eukaryota; Euglenozoa; Kinetoplastea; Trypanosomatida; Trypanosomatidae. The transcript has a single exon.